UUAAAUUAAAUAUUUUUAAUUUUUAAUGCAUUUAUACUAUAUUUUAUAUGAAGCAUCGUGUAAAUAUCAGUAUUACUUUCAACUCUAACACAGUUGUCUAUGAAUAUAUAUUGCAUUUAAAAUGCACUGUGCAUUCAUUAUUUAUGUAUAUUAUAUUUCCUCGUAAAACAAAAGCACACUGAAGUAAUCCCAGUUAUUAUUUUUCAUCGAUUACUUCAAUUUGAAAUGAAUGAAUCUCUCUCGUUUUCUUAUUUCUUUUUGUCUUGUAUUUUUGUAUUUUAGUUCGCAAUUAGUUAUUUAAUUUUAUCAUGAAAACAAAUUAGUAUGUUGUAUAACUCAAAAAUAAAAAAAAAUGAAAUAAUUAAGAUUUUAUGCUUACCAAAAUAUAGCACAAUUCAACAAAGUAGAGAAGUGAGACACUUGCAAUACAUUCGGACGCGACAACACUGAACAGAAUCUAUGUUUGAUCGAUUCUGCAAUCAAUUUCUACCGUCUAAUCGCAAAUUGGUCAGCAAGUUACGAAAUGUGGUAUUUAUUGAAAAUGAAUACAUAAUUCUUGCUACUGCAAUUUUUUCUCGAAUUUGCUACCAAUUUUUUCCUCCGAAUAAAUUUCUAUCUUGAUGGUGGAAGGGUUUACAAUUGUAUCUAGAAGUUCUACCAGAGAUGCUUCUGGAUGCAAUUAAUCAAGAAAAACCCCCCAAGUCAUUAGCAUCUGUGUCGAGGGCUACAAGAAAAAUUGCGAAAACGAGAGUCUGGUGAUUAACAAUUGUAUUUUAUUGGUGAUAGUGAAAGCACAGGGACUUCUCGGAUACGUCGUUGAAGGUCUUGAAAGCAUUACAAUUUUUACAGUAAUAAAGCUCAAAAUUAGCAGAGAGCACAAAAAGAGAGCCAUCCACGCUAUUGAAAUUAUUUUAUAUUAAUGAGAUGUACCGUAAAAUCUAAAAAUCUCAUUCUAAAUGUGAGUUCUAAAUGAAGACUCGAUUUCCACCAGCGUCGUCGAAGUGGUUGCGGUGAUUGCGCACUGUUUGAUCAUUCUGUUUCCAUAGGAAUUCUACAGGGCACGAGACAUGAAAAAUGUCAGGAGGCGAUAGCUCCAAUCCCGGUCUAGCGAAGGUAUGCUUCAUCGCCAAAGGUAUGCUUGAUCCUGGCUAAUAAUACAAGUCACGAAACGUACUUAUUGAUGGUGGUACGAGGACGGUGGUACCACCUCCUACACAUAUCCACCUUGCCCCUCUUCCCCAGGGAAGGUCGAACGGUACCAUCGCACGCGAGCCACCGCCAGGCUUUUUCAAUUACAAUGUUCAGGCCCGCCCGUUCGAUUUUCCUCUCCCGACCCGAGGAGGAGGCGUAUCAUCGAUUGGCGAGGCGGUUCUUGAAGCCGGGGAGCCGGAAGUGCCGCCUCAAGGUAGAACGCGCUCAGAAUGCUGGCGGCAAACACCGCUUACGGACGACGUGAACAUCAUCAUCCCUUCGGCAGUACGGCAAGUAUCGCGACUUUUGGCAACUUGGGCCGGCCAAGGUUCUUCCCGAGGAUCACCACCAGGUUGAAAACGUCACCCGACAUAAGCAACUACGCGGAUCCGGCGAGCGCCGCACGGAUGAAGCGAUUGAAGAAUAGAAAGACAAAUGGAGCUUCAAAGAUUGAUCUAAAUAAAAGGAAGCCUGCGGAUUACAUGGAGUUUGCAUAUAGGGAAGCUAUCUCGAAAUUGAAGUAUCUGUUGGCUGAAUCUUACACGCCGACAGGAAUAUCUGGAAUAAUAAAGCCGCAAAGUAUUCGGAGCAUAUAUAAGAGUAACCCGCGAAUUAGCGAGUCCGGAGAAGACACGGAUGAUCAAAGUAUGAUCAGCGAUAGUUUUCCGAGGAAGGAUCUCCGUAGAAAUGCGGUUUCAAAUACCUAUCCUCCUCUUUCGAAGACUAUUCAGUCGAAGACGUAUAGCAAUAUAGCCUUGUCAAGAGGCGAUCUCCAAUCCAUUCCUCCAGAAUUAACGUCGUUCAUCGAACGUCAAGAGGACUACAUCGAGCAGCUGGAACGAGAAUCUCAAUAUUGCAGAGACGAAUUAAUCAAUUUGCUGAGCAAAGUUCGCGAAGUCGUGGCCGAAAACGAGGCAUUGCACAACAGGAAUCAAACCUCGUUGUCCAAGUGCGCUCUACAAAAUCACAAGGAUCACUGUACCGGGACGGAUCAAGAGUGUCGCAAGCAGGACGCGAGCGAUCAUCACGUCGGCAACUUGGAAGGCAGGCGAGAAAAGUUUCUGGAAGGUCCCAGCAUAAUGUUCGAGUCGAGAAUCAGCGAGUUGGAGGCGCAGCUAACGCAGGCUAGGCUAGAAUUGCGGAAGGUGCAGGAGGAGAAUCAGGCGAACUUGAAACGUAUGUCCGAGAGCUCGAACGAGGGCAAUGUCGAGUUGAAGGCCGAAUUAGACAAGGCUCUGCGCGCCAGAUACGAGGCCGAGAUGAAGCUGGAGGAGUUGCAGAAGUUGUUGUCGAGUGCGAGGGACAAAGAAACCGAGGCGAUGCAGAAAGCGAAGCGAACCAUGGACGACAAGCAGCAGUUCGAGUUCGAAAGGACUCAGAGCGAUAUGGAGAUUCGGAGGCUGAAGGACGAGUUGGAGAGGCAACACGAGAAGCUACGGGAGGCUGCUCAGGAAGCCAAUAGACGUAUAACCGAGGAGAGGCAGCAAAUAGAGCGUCGAUACAAUCAGCAAAUUGAGCAAUGUACUGCUGAUAUAGCGUCCCACUGGGAAACUGCCAAUAAGUCGCAGUUGGAAUCCGAGAAACAGCGACGAGAGAUUAACGAGUUGAAGCGAGAAUUAUCUCAGAAGCAAACCACCAUUGAUAAUCUGAAGAAAGAGUUGCAGAAUAAGAUAUCUACCUUGCAGAGUGAUCUCAAUCAGGCAUUGAGCGAGAAAGACGCGGCGGAACAGGAAGUGUUAACUGCCAAAUUGACAGCCGAACGAAACGAAAGACAAGCUCGACAAGAGCAGAGUAGAUUGCAGACAGAGAUAAAUUCGUACAAGCAACGUCUGGAAAGAGGGGACGCCGAUCUGGUACAUUGCAGACGAGAAAAUCUAAGACUGGCUGAACAAAUAUCAUCUUUGGAGAAGGAGAUUAAUAUGAAUAAGAUUGCGCAUCCGGAGGAUAAUCGUAAAGAGAUUACGCCCAGAUUGGAAAAUGAAAAGGAAUUGACUUCCAUGAUAAUGGACAUGGAGACUAAGCAUGCUGCCACGGUGGCGGGCCUAGAAGACGCCUUGAAUAGUCAAGCCACGCUCGUCUCGAGACUGACUGCCGAAUGCCAAUCUCUCACACAGCGUUUGGAAGCUAACAAUCUUAAACACAAGGAAGAAAUGGCCGACCUACAAAGCAACAUAGAACAUUUGUCAAAUAAGAUACAAGGCAGUCUUGUAAGUCAUGAAGGAGGAGCUCUUAUGGAAACUAACGACGAUACUGGAGCUUUUCAUUAUGACACUGCAAUGGAUUCAAUAGCCCCCGAAGGAUCAUCAGAAAUGUAUUCGAACGCGUCAAAGGGAAACGAACAAUCGCCAAACGGUUUGUACGAUUUAUCCGGUGACCAGAGACAAGACAAUUUUGUAAUGGAAACUAUGGAUCAGCAUAUGUAUCAGCAACAAGAAGAAGCAGGUGGUAAUAAUGAAGAGUAUGCAGCGAACGAUCCAAACAUGGAUACUUAUAUGAUGGAACAAGCACAUAAUCAAUAUAGUGAUUAUCCCUCGCAGUACCAAGAGGGACAAUAUGUUAAUGGAGAACAGUUUAAUGUAAUAGCGGAGCAGAUGGACAAUAAUCAGACUGUCUCCGAUGUAGCCAGAUCCAAUACCGAAACUUUACACUAAUUAGCUUUUAUAUUAACGAUAUACGCGCAUAUAUAUAUAAUUGGAAGAACCUUUGUAUUAAUUACUUUUGGAUUCUCUAAUAAUUACUUUCCCUUUUGCAAUAUUUUUUUUUAUAUUUGCAAGUAUGUUAAAUUGAGAAAAACAAAAGAUACUAUGCAUUCAGAGCAUAUCUUUCGUAGACAUAAUAAGAAUUGAAUAUAAAGAUCUAAACAAGAUGAAGAAGAUAUAUUUAGUUUCUUUGUAUCUCUCUCUCUCUUUCUAUAAAAAGAAAGUAGUUAAAUUGUUUAAAGAAUGUCAUUGCACAGAUAACAAGUGAGAGAGAAAAAGGAACUAUGUAUAUUUUUCUCUCUUCAUCAAAGUAUUGUGAAUAUGGAAGCUGCUCAUGUCUAUAUUUUUCUUUUAUUCACUUUUAACUUUAAAGUGUGUUUAUGUAAUUACGUGGCAAAUGUGAAAGAAUAGCAUAAGAAGGAAAGUGAUAGUUAUUAAUUAAGGAAUCAGAAAGUGAUUAACAAAUGAGGAUUCUUCAUAAUAUGUUCAUGAAAAUAAAUAUGCAAAGAAUAUAG
Nylanderia fulva is the source of this 4405-nucleotide messenger RNA. The record is from RefSeq and is a predicted model, not a curated record. NCBI's taxonomy places the organism in Eukaryota, Metazoa, Arthropoda, Insecta, Hymenoptera, Formicidae.